Molecule: messenger RNA, 1635 nt
Organism: Apis mellifera (honey bee)
Lineage: Eukaryota; Metazoa; Arthropoda; Insecta; Hymenoptera; Apidae
Product: ankyrin repeat, SAM and basic leucine zipper domain-containing protein 1
Exons: 9
Coding region: 316-1611 (431 amino acids)
Biological process (GO): piRNA processing
Cellular component (GO): pi-body
Molecular function (GO): protein binding
Source: RefSeq, a predicted model, not a curated record
AAAUAUUUCAUCGAAUCGGGGGAAAUCACAAUAUAAACAUAGUAAAAAUUCGAAUUCUGUUUUUAAAUUUAUUUUCAUCAUAUAUUAAAAAUUAAACUGAAUUAAUAUAAAUUAUAUAUAGUAUUGUUGUUAAAUUGAAUAUCAAAGAACCACAAGAUCAAAUAGAAUCGAAAUACAUUUAUUUACAUAAAUAUUCAAUGUUAUCUAGAGAUGUGAUACUUUUGACAAUAUUUUGUAUUACAUAGAAACAAUUAUAUUUAUAUACAAAAAAGUUUAAAAGUAUUGAAAAACGAAAUAUUUCAUCAAUAUAAAAAUAUGGAUAUUGAUGAGGAACAAGUUAUUGAAUAUCGUAUAAUGAAUGCAUGUACAAUGGGUCAAUUAGAAAUUAUUAAUGAAUAUCUUGAAUCAUAUGAUAUAAAUAAAUUUUUAUACAAUGGAUGGACUCCACUUUUAUAUGCUACAUCUAGUGCACAAUUAGACGUUAUUAAAUAUCUUGUAAACAAUAAGGCUGAUGUCAAUAUGCAUAAAGAUGGUUAUACACCAUUAAUGGCAUUAUGCAGUUCUAAUAAAGAAACAAUAGAGCAACGUAUAAAAUGUUUAACAAUAUUAAUUGAAGCAGGUGCUAAUGUAAAUGCAAGUAAUAAACAAAGACAAACACCUUUAAUGUAUGCUUGUAUGUCACAAGAAUUAAAAUUUGUAAUAGAAUUAAUUAAAUAUGUAAAAAAUAUUAAUGCAUAUGACAAUAGAAAACAAACUGCAUUGAUGUAUGCAACAAUAGCUAAUAAACCAGAAAUAGUCAAAAUAUUAAUAGAGAAUGGAGCAGAUAUCACAUUAACUGACUUCAAUGAUUUAACUGCAAAUGAUAUAGCUUCUAUGAAAGGAUAUGAUAAAAUAUCAUCAUUAUUGAACUUUGAUGAAGCAGAAACAAUACCUACUUAUCAAAUAUCUAAAAUGUGUAAUUGGAAAGAUAUGUUUCCAUCGUUAAUUAACAUAAACAAUCAAACUGUAGAUUUUGAUAUAUUUACAAUUUUACAUGGAAUGGGUUUAGAACAAUAUACUUAUAUUUUUCAAGGAAUAAAACUUACAGAAUUUUUAAUGUUAACUGAAAAUGACUUAUAUCAUUUAGGAAUGGAUAUUAAAGUACAUAGAAUUCAAUUUAUGGAAUGUCUUCAUAAAUUUCAUAGGAAAAAAUGGAGUAUACAAAGUAUUGGUAUUAUCAAUAAAUCGUUACCUUAUACAUUAUAUGAUGGUGUAAUUUCAUUAGGUAUAGUAUCUAAACAAAUUGCUAUUAUUGGUUCUAGUUUUCAGUAUAUUAAAAACAGUUUAUUAAAAGCAAAUAAUGAAAAAAUAUAUUUAACUAAAGAACAAAUAUUUAAUUACAAGCAAGAACUUAAAAAGACUCAAAAAACUCUUAAUUCUUUAAAAAAAGAACUUGUACAAGUGAAAAUACUUUCUAAAAAGAUUCAAGAAAAAAAUGAUAUUGGUAUGCCAGCAGCAUAUAUUGGUCCAAAAAAAUAUAAAAUAAAUUGGCCUAUAUUUUUAAGCAUUACAUUAAUUAUAGGAAUUUAUGUAUCUAAAACAAUUUGCAUUCAAAAAUUAAUACGUUAUUGAAAAUACAAUUGUAUUUAUUUAGAA